This is a messenger RNA of Drosophila melanogaster (fruit fly), 2175 nucleotides long. It is a transcript of the gene Trmt6, whose product is annotated as tRNA methyltransferase 6 non-catalytic subunit. NCBI's taxonomy places the organism in Eukaryota, Metazoa, Arthropoda, Insecta, Diptera, Drosophilidae. Gene Ontology annotation, biological process: tRNA methylation. The record is from RefSeq and is marked reviewed. Gene Ontology annotation, cellular component: nucleus; tRNA (m1A) methyltransferase complex. The transcript is spliced from 2 exons. Bases 94 to 1428 code for a protein of 444 amino acids.
GAAUUUCUCUUCCUCUUCUCUAUAGAAUUUGCGGCUUUCGUUUGUUUUCGACAAACACGUUGUUUAUAAGAAUUAUAACAUAGAGUUGCAACCAUGGCCACCGAAGAGGACAUCCCCAGAAUCCAAUUGGGCGACUACAUCGUCAUCCAGCGGCAGAAAUAUACGAAGCUACAAAAAUUCGGCAGUCUGGACACCACGGCCACAUUGGGCAAAGAAACACUGGAGCUGAAGUCUCUUUUGGACCAACCCUAUGGCUCCACGUUCAAGAUGUGCGUCAAAGAGACAAAGCCGGGUAAAAGGGGCGCCCAGAGACAACACACCUUGGAGCUGUGCAGCGAGACUGAGCUGAGAAGCACGCGAGAGGUUCUGGGCAUCUCCAGCAGUGGAGCGGAUAAUCGGGACAUCCGGGAUGAUGGAGAAGCGCAGACCCUGAAACCAGAGGACAUUGCGCAGCUGCGUGAGGAGUGCAACGACUCCAGCAAAAUCAUCGAGAAGCUGGUGGAGAAUUCUAAGACUUUCCACAACCGAACGGAGUACUCCCAAGAGAAGUACCUGCUAAAGAAGGAGAAAAAGUAUUUCGAGUUCGUUCAAAUCCGCCAGCCAACGAUCCGUCUGAUGCUGGACAUCUUCUACCGCCAAGACUCGGAAAAGGUCAUGGGCAUUCGCGUUGACACUUUAUCGCAAAUUAUUUCUUACUCGGGCGUUUGUGGAUUCGGCAGCUAUCUGCUGUACGAGAGUGGUACCAAUGGUCUACUGCCGGCUGCCAUGCUCAACUCUAUAGGCGCAGGCACGGAGGGCACCCUGGUGCACAUGCACCCGGGCAAUGUGCCCCAGAAGCAGGCGCUCUCAGCUCUGAAACUACCCCUGGAGCAGCAACAGCGAUGUGUUUCCGUUAAUCUCUAUUCCGUUUUAAGGGAGUUUUACCAAGGAGGGGACGCGAAGGCCACAGAUAUUCCCGUUGUGGAGCCCAGUGAAAACGAACCUCAGGAAACCCAGCUGGAGACGCCAACGGAGGAACAACCUGAGGCGAUAGAACCGACCACAAAGAAACCCAAGCUGGAUGAGUCAAAUAGUGGUAGAGAAGGAGCAAAGGGACCUCCGCGCUGGCAUUUGGAAAACAAGCGGGCCACGGCCCUGAUGCACGCCGAAUUCGACAGUCUGGUGGUGGCCGCCAAGGAGCACCCAUCCAACAUUCUGCAAGCCCUGCUGCCUCUUGUGAAACCCUCAAGACCCGUGGUGGUAUUCAGCACCUGCAAGGAGCUGUUACAAGAGACAUUCAUGGAGCUGAAAACAACAGGCAAGGUGACGGGUCUGCACUUGACCUCGAACUGGCUGCGCACCUACCAGAUCCUGCCCAAUCGCACACAUCCGGAAGUGAAUAUGAGCGGAAAUAGUGGCUACCUUUUGACGGGCUAUACGCUUAGAUAGUUGUUGUGCGUCUAACAAAUACAUGUAAGCCUUUGUUUUGAUAAUAUCAUGCAAUGUUUAAUGCCAGCUGAGGAUCAUGCCAAGUGUGUUCGUGUUAAGUACAGCGCUCUGUGUGAUCGAUCUAAACGGGUGGGACAUUCUUGAGGAUGAAGUAGUGGCCGCACUCGCACCGCUUCGGUCCCUCGUCCUUCUCAAUCCACAUCCACUUGGGCAAGCGGUCAUCCAGGCACAGACAGCCUACGAGGCGUGCAUCGAACGCCGAUGGCACGACGGUGGGGUCGUUCUCCCUUCCCGAUCCGCGCCUGAUCACCUUGCUGAAACCCCAAGGGUCCUCGCAGCCCUGCUUGGCCAGCAGCAUUUCGCGCUUCUGAAUCCCGGUGACCAGUUGAUCGUCCGCAAUUAGCGCUAAUCGGGCAUGAGACCUGAACUGGAGAUCUUUGCAAGCUGCAACCACUACUUACCUGACUUUUGCACCUGAGUUGUGGAUAUGGGACGCUGUUGAGGAGCAGCGGCUGAUCCUUGCCACUGUAAACCUAGUCGUCGAAGCAAAGAGCUUAGCUUUCCGUCGCGCUGGGUUAAAUUGGAGAUCAGACGUUUGGAGGCGGACUGAGCCUUAAGUAGACGCGAAAUGUAGGACGACAUUUUUAAAGGAGUUUAUCUAGAAAAUUAUGGUUAUCACACGAGAAUUUCCCACUUUGAGUGAGUUGAAUCUGAUCAAAGGGUUUUGAAAAUGUUUGAUUUCUUAUU